Melampsora larici-populina 98AG31 is the source of this 2280-nucleotide messenger RNA. RefSeq lists its product as uncharacterized. The record is from RefSeq and is a predicted model, not a curated record. The coding region runs from base 1 to 2280 and encodes 759 amino acids. The transcript is spliced from 5 exons. NCBI's taxonomy places the organism in Eukaryota, Fungi, Basidiomycota, Pucciniomycetes, Pucciniales, Melampsoraceae.
AUGACCUCCUCGACACUCAUCAGAUGUCGCUGUGUUAAUUGCCUGGAAUCUUCAAAUGACAAGGAUCAACCUGGACGCUUAUGGAAACGCAGUUCCACAACCUAUAAAGCCCAUCAAGCGUCAAUUAAAAAAACCCGCAGCCUUCUGGCUGGGCCCAAGGAGAGUAAUCUUACGACCCUGCAAGCUGACCGUACCAUUGAUGCGGUGGAUGGUAUAGUCGCGGAUGAUUCACAUUCUUCUUUGACUCAAAUUCCUCCAGCUGAAAAGACCAUUUCACAUCUCGACAUAUCACACUUGAAGCAAAUGGGCAAUCCACCACGUCAAAAACAAACUGGUAGCCAUUUUCAGCCCAAAUGGAAUGGUAUGAGCGUAGAGUCAGGCAAGUACCAUGCCAAUUUCUCCUCCUAUAGAGUAUUUUUCCUGAUUCAAGUUGUUUUUCAUGGAAAUGCAGGUCAAUACAAUAUGAAUUACUAUGAUCAAUUCAAAAAAUUUGACCCACUGACCACAGCGAUGAACCUUGUAAUGGUAUGUCUGUAUCUGUUUGAGCAUAUUGGCAUGGCAGUUGCUACACUUUGCCUUCACGUGAACAAUUCAGUACCGAGUUCCAGUAAUCACACAGCUGGUUUAUUCCCAAAGGUUGGCGCGAAACUCGCUCAAGUCGCAAGUGCAAUGAACCUCUAUUUAAACAAGCAAAGGUUGGCGAAGAUGAAGAAAAUCACCAUGCAAAUAGAUACUUCUCAACAGUCGCUUUCACCGAAUGCCUUAGGAUUGAUGUCAAAGAAAAGAAGUACCUCGUCGCAACAGGAAGCCAGCCAAGCAGAAGAGGAUGAGUCUGACACAUUCGAGCAAGAGCUUAAAGAUUUUGAUUCCGACAAUGGUGAUUCCGAUGAUGAUGAUUCUGAGUUUCAAGGAUCAGAAUGCAGCGGUGAUCAAAUUUCAACCGAAUCAAACUCUGAAUGCAGCAACACCUUAUAUCCAACAAAAGACAAUCUAUCGUUCGCAUUCGGAAAAAUGGCACUCGAAUACAAUACUGUACUUGACGCUGAUCAAGAAACUCAUGGCAAUGAAUCUAAACCACAUCAUUUCACAGGAUUCUCAGGCGAAGUGACAAGGGAUGAAGAGGAGGAAGAAGAGCUCUCUGAUUAUGAAGAGGUUGAUGAAGAGUACAAUCAUAUCUUCAACGAGAAGAAACAUCUGGAUACACUGAGAGAAGUUAUAGGACAGGUCCUGCUCCCAUCUUGGAUCGGCAGAGUGCCAAAGACGGUAGGAUCGAGCAAAGGUGGCAAAUUGAAAGCAGAUGAAUGGGUUAUAUUAUACGAGAUCAUGAUAAUCCCGGCCUUUAUACUUUUCUUCAAUAGGAAAGGUGAUAAUUCACCCAUCACAGAUCACAAAAUUGUUCGAAAUGCUCUUCAUCUGAUCAGUAUCCUUAAAAUUGUGCGUAGAAUUGAGGUACAAAGUAGAGAUCUGGAGGCUUUGAAACACCACAUAAAAAGCUAUCGACACGGACUCUCUGAACUAUUUACUGCACUCUCAGUUACUCCAAAUCUGCACAUGUUACUCCACAUUCCCCAGGUAGUCAGGGUUUUUGGUCCUGCACCUUACUGGACUGCUUGGUCAUUUGAAGCAACGAAUGGAUCAUUGGCCAAAAUUCCAACUAACAACCAUGAUAGCUCUAGAGAGUACACAAUCCUGAAUAAGUGGACAAUGGCUCAAAAUAUGCGAUGUGUACUCCCAGACCUAUGCAGACAGCUCCCCAAACAAACCGCAGCAAAUGUCUCAAAAUUUAUUUCACCAAAGUGUACAGACGGAAGUCCUUCUGCCUACCUUCGAGAAGGAAAGUGUGGUCCACCAAAUCUGAAGUAUAAUCCAAAGAAGAACGAAACACUGGAUUAUGAUACACACCUCCUUCUUCUGAGUCGCAUGAAAGAAAUAUACGGCGACGAGGCUGUGCUUUCCACUGACAUCUACAAAAAAUCUCAGCACAAGGAAGAUGCAAUUGUCAUAUCCAGAUGGGUCAAUCAAUUGCCUUCACAUAUUUGGUUUGACAUCUCUCGAUAUACUACUUUGACGGCAGCUCAUCAAAAGAAGCACGGGUUCAAUGAUUGGCCACACUCAGGAUUAACUGUUGUGUACAAUAGAGAGAAAAAGAAAGAUGUGGUACAAUUGAAUGAGAUUGUUAGUCACGGCGCUUCUUGGAAAACCCCGCAAGGCUGCUUUGGGAUCAAAGACCCUACAUUGCUGAUUGUCAACUUAUCAAAAACCUCGUGUACUGCAGCUUGA